AUGGAGAAAGCUACAGAAAGACAGAAGAUUUUGCUUCGUCAUCUCAAUCCACUUUCUUCUUCUCCUUCUUUACUUCCUCUUAUUACUGAUAAACCUACUCUUGUCUCUGCUGUGAACUGUGCUGCUGAGCUUUCACCAAUGGCUGCUUUUGGAGACGACGUUGUGAUCGUUGCGGCGUAUCGCACUGCUAUCUGCAAAGCUAAACGUGGAGGAUUCAAAGAUACUCUUCCAGAUGAUCUUCUAGCUUCUGUACUCAAGGCUGUGGUUGAAAGAACAUCUUUGGAUCCAAGUGAAGUUGGGGAUAUAGUUGUUGGUACUGUGAUAGCUCCUGGUUCUCAGAGAGCCAUGGAGUGUAGAGUAGCUGCUUACUUUGCUGGCUUUCCUGACUCUGUGCCGAUUAGAACUGUCAACAGACAAUGCUCAUCAGGACUACAAGCAGUUGCUGAUGUUGCUGCUUCCAUCAGAGCUGGAUAUUACGAAAUUGGUAUUGGAGCUGGAGUGGAGUCAAUGUCCAUUGAUCAUACUGCUGGAGGCGGCUUUCACUCCACAAACCCAAGAGCACAAGAGUUUCCUGGAGCUCGUGACUGCUUGCUUCCAAUGGGAAUCACUUCUGAAAACGUUGCAGAAAGAUUCGGUGUCACAAGAGAAGAGCAAGACAUGGCUGCGGUGGAGUCUCACAAGCGUGCAGCAGCUGCAAAUGCGUCAGGGAAACUCAAGGAUGAGAUAGUUCCUGUUGCUACUAAGAUUGUUGACCCGGUGACAAAAGCAGAGAAGCCUAUUGUUGUUUCUGUGGAUGAUGGUGUACGUCCAAACUCAAACAUGGUGGAUUUGGCAAAGCUGAAGACAGUCUUUAAACCUGAUGGCUCCACCACAGCAGUAGGUAAUGCAAGUCAAAUUAGUGAUGGUGCUGGAGCUGUACUGUUGAUGAAGAGGAGCUUGGCGAUGAAGAAGGGACUUCCCAUUCUUGGAGUAUUCAGGAGCUUUGCUGUUACUGGUGUGGAUCCGGCUGUAAUGGGUAUCGGUCCAGCUUAUGCCAUUCCUGCUGCAGCCAACCUUGCAGGACUUAAAGUUAGUGAUAUCGAUCUGUUUGAGAUCAAUGAGGCAUUUGCAUCUCAGUAUGUGUACUGUUGCAAGAAGCUAGAGCUGGAUGUGGAAAAGGUCAAUGUUAAUGGAGGAGCGAUUGCUAUUGGCCAUCCUCUUGGUGCUACAGGAGCUCGGUGUGUUGCAACAUUGUUGCAUGAGAUGAAACGGAGAGGGAAAGACUGCCGUUUUGGAGUGAUUUCAAUGUGCAUAGGCACAGGUAUGGGAGCUGCAGCAGUUUUUGAGAGAGGAGACUCUGUUGAUGACUUAUCCAAUGCCCGUGUUGCUAAUGGGAGUGGUCACUAG
Molecule: messenger RNA, 1386 nt
Organism: Eruca vesicaria subsp. sativa (arugula)
Lineage: Eukaryota; Viridiplantae; Streptophyta; Magnoliopsida; Brassicales; Brassicaceae
Source: the annotation of a GenBank genome assembly